UAACCGACAGCAUCCAGGACUUACUGCUUUGUGUGCGCGUACUCAACAUCUUGUUUCCACCGACUCACGACAGGAAGAACACUUACCCUACCCGGAGACCUGAGAGUGAAAAUGACCAACAUAUAUUGCCUAGUGCUGAGUUUACUAUCCUUGUUUACUGCGGCUGUAGUAAAUAUGACUACAGUUCCAUUCUCUCCACCUGUGUCCACCCUACUCACAGAAUCUACCGUCAAGACUUUAGGGACUACAAGCGGGGUCGCUGUGACAGAUUUGCCAGCAACGGUAAAUCCUAAUAUUGCACAAGGAAGGGUGCUCAUGCUGACAGCCCAUCCCAAUGAGAUCAUCGUGGGAGUGACCCCUGAUCUGACUUUACAGUGCACACCGGGAUUGAUAGAUGACCUGUCCAUCAUCAUGCUGCUUCAGAUUAAUCAUUUACUCAACGGAACAAGGACACCCAUUGUUGACGUCACGCCCUCUGGCACGCGCGUGUCACACGUGCAGUACACCAAUGCAAAAGUUGCAGGUCACAUACCACCUUCGGGGGUCAUAGGUGCCUACCUGACGGUGACCGUGUCCAGACCUGGAGUAACGGACGGUGGUCAGUACGAAUGUUCCCUGUCUGGACUCAACUCCAUGCAGCUGCUGACCACAAACCGUGUGACGGCAGUCGUGUCCGUUCUCGACCUUGGCGAGCUGUCGUCCGAAAUCAAGGAACUGAGGGAAAGAGUGCGUGAAGGAGCCGCAAAGUACGAGAAACUGGAGGAAGAGGUACAUGAACUAGAGACUGCCAGAGGUGUCGCCUUUAUGGCUUCUCUGACCUUUGACAUUGAUGCCUCCAGCGGGCGACUUGCACUGGACAUGGUGACUGCAGAUACAAAAGGCUCAUUUGCCAAUGGAACGUACGUCACUCCGGAGACAGGGAACUACCUGCUGGUUCUGCAGAUAGCGGUCAAAGCCGGAGGUCACAUAACCGCUGACCUGCGCCACAACGGGAGGUCGCUCGGCCGUGUCAUUGCCAGCGGAGGGUCCGAGGACGGGCAAGGUAGCAUCUCUGUGGUCGCACAGCUCAGGAAAGGGGAGGUGAUCGAUGUGGAAGUGAUGCAGUUUUCUCCCUCGACAAGGCUGCUGAGUUCACUCGCCACUUUCCUAUCUGGUCGCAUGCUGUGAUUGAUUUCCCAUCUUGAUCCACUGCAAAAACUGUUCCCACUUCUUGUGUCUGACUGGCCACAUAUUAGAUAAUUUUGAACCAUUUCUGUUUACCUCACUGUAACUUACAGUAUUGUAUAUAUAUAACCCUUUGAAAAGAACUGCAAAGUCUAAUAAUAAUAAUGAGGAUUUAUAAAGCGCCUUAUCAAAGAUUUGCUCACAGUGCUUUACAUAAAUCAUGCAUAGACGAAAUCAUUAACAUCCAUGCAUCCACAUUCGUAUAUAACGGACACGCUCACUUCUACAACACACAAUCAUCCACAAAGUAAAUGACAGACACAAGUUAUACACGCUCAUGGUCAGUACAGAGUCGAGAUGAAGUCGUAGUUCGGAAAAGAUUUGUCUUAAGCUGCGACUAAGAGGACGCAAGAGAAUAAGAGUGACGAAGGCUGACGGGUAAUUCGUUCCAAGUUGAUGAGGUUUGGUAUGAGAAAGACCAUCUGUCCAUACGUCUUUGUCUUAGUGGGACUCGCAAAAUCUUGGUGUCAGAUGAGCGAAGAGGUCGGACAGGUGUAUAGAUGGGAGCGAAAUUGAACAAUAUGCAUCGCUAAACAUACCACACAUUUAAGAAACAUUUUUCAUCCUUAGGCUUGUACAUGUGCAAAAAGUUUUGUUUUUAAAAAUAAAAUUAAGAUGUUAAAGCAA
Molecule: messenger RNA, 1851 nt
Organism: Pomacea canaliculata
Lineage: Eukaryota; Metazoa; Mollusca; Gastropoda; Architaenioglossa; Ampullariidae
Exons: 8
Coding region: 112-1167 (351 amino acids)
Molecular function (GO): protein binding
Source: RefSeq, a predicted model, not a curated record